This is a messenger RNA of Striga asiatica, 1206 nucleotides long. Lineage: Eukaryota; Viridiplantae; Streptophyta; Magnoliopsida; Lamiales; Orobanchaceae. The record is from the annotation of a GenBank genome assembly.
AAAAAUUCCCGUCUCGAAGAACUUUAUCUGUGACAAAAAACAUGCACUCAUCUAUAUAACAGAAAACACUCACUCACUCACACACACACGCACUAGAAAGAGGAAAAAACACACAAAACACGCGCGCACACACACUCCCAGAUAUUCUUCCAAGUAGGAGCAAGCAUAUUCCUCGUGAGGGCCUCCUGAAUUUUCUCUAUCAAUACAGAGGUUUUUUGGUAAUUUUAUUUGGAAGGAUCGAGAUUAGCUGGGAAAAAAAUGCUGUGGGAGGCCGGCGGUGGAGCGACGGAGCCCUCGUCGAUGGCCUCGGCGGCUGCGGCCGCGGCGGCGGGGCGGAGGAAGCCGUCUUUGAGGGAGAGGGAGAACAAUCGGAGGAGGGAGAGGCGGAGGAGGGCGAUCGCGGCGAAGAUCUACACGGGGCUGAGGGCGCAGGGGAAUUACAAUCUGCCCAAGCACUGUGACAAUAACGAGGUGCUCAAGGCUCUCUGCGCCGAGGCCGGGUGGAUCGUCGAGCCGGAUGGCACCACUUACCGGAGGGGAUGCAAGCCACCAAGCCCAAUGGAAAUCGGAGGCUCCUCAAGAAACCCGAGCCCACCAUCCUCCUACUUCGCGAGCCCAAUUCCCUCCUACCAGCCCAGCCCAACCUCAUCCUCCUUCCCAAGCCCAAACCGUAACGACCCAAACCACCACCAUUGCCAGCUCCCAUUUCUCCUCCCUCCUCUCCGUAUAUCAAACAGUGCUCCCGUCACUCCUCCCCUCUCUUCCCCCACCCGUAAGCCUCCCCCCUUCAGCCUCGAAGCCCUCGCCAGACAAUCCAUGUCAGCACUCAACAUCCCCUUCUUCGCAGCAGCCUCCGAGCCCGCAAGCCCGGGACGCGGGCCCCGAUUUGGGCCUGCGACUAUACCGGAGUGCGACGAGUCGGAUGGUUCGACUGUCGAUUCUGGACGGUGGAUCAGUUUUCGGAGCCAUGUUGGGCCCGGGAUUCCACCGAGGAGCCCAACAUUCAGCCUUGUAGCUCGGCCACGCGGGCCGGGCCCGGAGGAUGAUGCUAUGGUGGUGGAUGAUGGGAAGGGGAAAGGGCCGGAGUUUGGGUUUGAUGGGGUGUUUGGUGGUGGGGCGGUUAAGCCGUGGGAAGGGGAGAGGAUUCAUGAGGUGGGGAUGGACGAGCUCGAGCUCACACUCGGGAGUGGGGCAAGUGCUCGUUGA